Scheffersomyces coipomensis is the source of this 1218-nucleotide messenger RNA. RefSeq lists its product as uncharacterized. Lineage: Eukaryota; Fungi; Ascomycota; Pichiomycetes; Serinales; Debaryomycetaceae. The transcript has a single exon. The record is from RefSeq and is a predicted model, not a curated record. Bases 1 to 1218 code for a protein of 405 amino acids.
AUGACUGAUUUGACUAUUGAUAAUGCAUUUGAUGGAGAAUAUUACUCCAAGUUUGUUAAUUUAAAAAGAUUUCAUAUAAAUGUUCUGAAAGGUAGAAAUUUUAAAAUUGAACAUGUACCAAAGAGUGUCACAUCAUUAAAGAUUACAGUCAAUUCAACCAAUAAAUUUAACGACUUUGAUGCUAGAAAUGGGCAUGUUAAAAUUAAAGCAAGACAAGAUUGGCCACCUCAACUAAAAUCUUUAUCACUUGAUGAUCUGCGAAAUAAAACUAGAGCAUUUACUGAUUUAUUAAAUAAAUUACCACUCAAUCUCCAGCUGUUGAGUAUCUGCGGGCAUUCACAGUGUCAAGCUCUAUCACAGGUCUCAGAGUCAAUGUGUGAAUUGAGUUUAAAAUCCACGUUUCAAAUUUUAAAUGCUAGCCAUGUUGAUUUAAAUCUAGAAUUUCAUUCUAAACUCACGACUUUAAGUCUCGAUAAUCUAAAGAUGAUUUCUCUGACUAAAUCAUGUAAGCUUCCCAAUGGAUUAAAAAUAUUCCAUUUAUUUAGUUGUGAUUUUUCCUUAUCAUUAAAUAAUUUCAAGUUUGAUAAUUGUAAAUCAACUUUAAAACGUCUUCGAAUUAGUCGUUACAAAGAGCCAUUUGAAUUUAUCAACUUGAAUUUUAGUGUCUUUUCGAAUUUAACUGAUAUUUGCUUUAAUUCAUGUGGAAUUAAGAGUUUAACGCAUUUUAAACCACCAUAUUGUUUGAAAAAAUUAGAAAUCUAUCAUAAUCCAAUCUCAACCAUUGAUGAAUCAUGCGAUUUAUUCAAUAAUGAAAAUAGUUAUCCUAUGUUGCAAGAGGUAUUGAUUGAAAAUUGCAAAAUUUCAAAAAUUUCACCUAAUGUUGAAUGGCCCAUAAAUCUCCAACAUUUGACAAUAAAAGAUGAAAAAGUGAAAGAGUUUUAUUUUAAUGCUUCAAUUGCAAAACAUCAAUCAUUACGAAUUUUAACAUUAUCGAAAUUAUCUGCUAUUAAGUUUUGUGAUUGUGUUAAUGUGAAUAGUAAAUCAAAUUUUUCUCAGCUAGACCUUACUGUAACACAAGAUUUCCUUCCUACUUCUCCUUAUGAUUUACUUAAAUUUUACGAUAAAGUACAUUUAUUUCUUAGAAAAAGAGUUAUUGAUAGAAAACAGAUAAUUUAUAAGUGUGGAACGUUACGAUUAUUUCUUGGUGAUCUCAAAUGA